GCGGCGGGGGGAGACCUGGGGACAGGGGCGGAGGGAAAAUGUCGGCGCAGCCCGGGCAUGGCCGGGGGGGGGAGAAGAGCCGGGGCCCCCCGAGGGGCGGGGAGGGAAAGGGGGGGCUGAGAUCCCCUCGGAUUUACCGCUGCCACCCCCCCGCUCCCGCCCUGCCCCCUUUCUCUCCCGGCAGCGACGGGCAGCAGCCCGGGUGACCCCCCCGCACCUCCCUGAGACGGGCUCUGCCCCCCCCCCCCCCCGGACCCCGUUUCCUCCCCACUUCGCCCGUGGCCAGUUCAAAUCUCAGCUUUGGGGGGGGGGUGUCCCCCCCACUUUACCUGCAGUGACUUGUCCCGGUUUAGGGGGAAUCGUUCCCCGGAGUGAUUCUGAACCGGGCAGAGCCCCGAGACAGGGACACCGCUGGGCUGGGCUGGGGGGGCCCAGGAAGGGGAGGGAGGAGCAAGUGCCCCCCCAUGGAGACGGCCCAGUCCUCGGUUUCCCAGUCCCCGCUACGUCCCCUCCCCCACCCUGCCCAACCCAGCAGCCCCCCCCCCUCCCCCCCACCUGCUAGUCAUGUUCCCAGACCCCACUGCCAGCCCCUCCCCACAGCCAGUGACCUUCUGACUCCAGCCCCGCUCCUGUCCCCUGUGACAGCCACAUCGCCCAGGGCUCCCUGCCGGCCGGUUUUCCAGUUUCCAAACCUGAUCAGAUCUCGCAGCUGGAAGAAGGGAAAGACCCGUGGGUCCCAGGCCCCCACUGCUCUGAGAAAGAAGUGCUCCUGAGAGCUGCGUGCACAGGCAUUGGGAUGGUGAGUGAGAACGAGGAGAAACCCCAGCAGGAAGAUGCUGAGGAUGUAGAAUCCCAUGGAAUGUUAUCAGGAAGAUCCAAAGGGAAUGAUUCCUGGAAUUGUGCACGCCAAGAAAAAGCAAAAGCCUGUGAGAGUCAGCAAAGGCCAGAGGAAAACUUCAGUAGCCACUUAGAUCUUGUUACACGCAAGAGAAUCAACUUGGAAGAGACAUGCUACACAUGCCAUGAGUGCGGGAAAAGCUUUGAUGGGAGUUCUGCCCUUAUGAAACAUCAGAGAAUCCACACAGGAGAGAGAUCCCACACAUGCGCUGAGUGCGGGAAAACCUUUAGUUGGCCCUCACACCUUAUCACACAUCAGAGAAUCCACACAGGAGAGAAACCCUACACGUGCUCUGAGUGUGGGAAAAGCUUCUCUCAGAGCUCGAACCUUUUCACACAUCAGAGAAUGCACACAGGAGAUACACCCUACAUGUGCUCUCAGUGUGGGAAAAGCUUUAGUUGUCACUCGCACCUUAGCAUACAUCAUAGAAUCCACACAGGAGAGAAACCCUACAUGUGCUCUGCGUGUGGGAAGAGCUUCAAUCAGAGCUCUACCCUUAGCACACAUCAGAGAAUCCACACUGGAGAGAUGCCCUACACAUGCUCUGAGUGUGGGAAAAGCUUCAAUCAGAGCUCAAGGCUUAUCGCACAUCAGAGAAUCCACAGCGGAGAGACACCCUACACAUGCUCUGAGUGCGGGAAAAGCUUCAAUCAGAGCUCAAGGCUUAUCACACAUCAGAGAAUCCACAGUGGAGAGAGACCCUACACAUGCUCUGAGUGUGGGAAAAGCUUCAAUCAGAGCUCAAACCUUGUCUCACAUCAGAGAAUCCACAGUGGAGAGAGGCCCUACACAUGCUUUGAGUGUGGGAAAAGCUUCAAUCAUAGCUCAGGGCUUAUCACACAUCAGAGAAUCCACAGCGGAGAGAGACCCUACACAUGCUUUGAGUGUGGGAAAAGCUUCAAUCAGAGCUCAAACCUUAUCAUACAUCAGAGAAUCCACACAGGAGAUACACCCUACAUGUGCUCUGAGUGUGGGAAAAGUUUUAGUUGUCACUCGUACCUUAGCAUACAUCGUAGAAUCCACACAGGAGAGAAACCCUACACGUGUUCUGAGUGCGGGAAAAGCUUCAGUCAGAGCUCUACCCUUAGCACACAUCAGAGAAUCCACACUGGAGAGAUGCCCUACACAUGCUCUGAGUGCGGGAAAAGCUUCAAUCGAAGCUCUGCCCUGAUCACACAUCAGAGAAUCCACACGGGUGAGAAACCUUAUGGAUGCUCUGAGUGUGGGAAACGCUUUAAUCGGAGCUCACACCUUAUCACACAUAGGACAAUUCACACAGGUGAGAAACCUUAUGAAUGCUCUGAGUGUGGGAAACGCUUUAAUCGGAGCUCACACCUUAUCACACAUAGGACAAUUCACACAGGUGAGAAACCUUAUGGGUGCUCUGAGUGUGGGAAAUGCUUCAAUUGGAGCUCACACCUUAUCAGACAUAGGCAAGUCCACUCAGGAGAGACGCUCUACACAUGCUCUGAAUGUGGGAAAAGCUUCAAUCACAGCUCAAGGCUUAUUAAACAUCAGAAAAACCACAUGGGAGAGAACUGUAAUAAAUGCCUUGACUAAGGCCGGCCAAAUUUUUUUUUUUAAUUCACAUUUGUUAAUUCCCAUAUAGUGAUCUUUCUGCCAUCUUCACCGUGGUCUCUCAGCUCCCCCAGAUGAGUUGCCUGCUUCUGCCUUUUGCAGCUCACCCUUCUUUGGGGUCAGUCCUGUGAUCUUUUCUAUCAACUCCUUUCCUUUUGAGACAUAAGAGUGUGUGUCCGUCCAGCCAGGAAUGUUCAUCAGCUCCAGAUCGGGGAGAGAGAUUUGAUCCCAACAAGCUACACUGAGGCAAAAAACUACCUGUGCCCUACGUCCACUAGUACUGUACAUGGCGUUGGCAGCUCAAGUGAGUGAUCUUGGUGUUAAAAGACAAUUAUAGUGGUAGAGCAGAUACAGCCCAUGUGCAGUGGUUGCAUUAGCUUUCCCCUUGGCCUGACCUAAACUCCAUCGCUUUUCCUCGUCUAAACAAACCCUGAGCAUCACGGUUCUACUGUUUCCCCAUUUCAAAGCAAACAUCAAGUUUCCCCUUCAGGAACAAAUUCUUUCAUUCCCAGUUGCUCUGAUGUUGCUUCAGGUUGUGCUGGAGAGCAGAUAUUUUUACCACCAUUUCCCUCAUUUAAAAUAUAUUGAACUAUAACAAAGAGCAGGAACAGGGCAGGGAUAGGGAAAAAUGUCAUUUCACCCUCUGUAACAACAGAAGAAGAUAGGAUAAGGCAGAGGGAUUCCCUUAUUCACCAUCCCAAUCCCCCUGUUGUUCAAUUGGUUCGGUCAAUAUUUUUUCUAAAGGGCUGGGUAGAGGAUUCCCUUGUAAAUAAGCAAAAUACCCAUGCAUUUGGCUCCCAAAGCAGUUGUGACCCAGGCCCUGGAGGAGGUCGCUGCUGAAGAUAUCUCCUUUCUAAUCAGAUGCAUGAUGCCUAUUUGGGAAAUGCAAUCCCUAACUAGGUAGAGAUGGGGAAAAUGGAAGUGACAUUUCUGUUCAGCUCUCCCCUGGGAAAUGCUGCAAAUGUGUAGAAAAUGAAAUCCAUGUAGAAUGUGAUAGAGCUGCAGAAAGAUACCUAUUUUUAAUAGAUACCUGAUGUUUGGUGUCUUACAGGGAUUCUAAGCCACACCUGAAUUUAGUCCCUAAUUUAAACCUGUGCCACCAGAUUAAAGAAAUAAAAGGGCAUAUUUGGGGGAGUUAUACCUCACUAUCACUACUGAUAUGUUGUGUGGUUGGUGAAGAAUUCUACACCAGAGAAGUGUAAAAUUACUCCAAGUAAGGUCAAUGAUUUGACAAGAACUCCGGUAGAAAUUGCAGGUACGCAUGGUUGAUUUUCACCCCAGAAAUGGAAGCUAUGGUGACCUGUGGCCCAGGUAAACUAGUUUUAGAAUGCUGCUCCCUAGUUAAGUGCCAUUGAUCAUGGUCCUAAAGGAUGCCAUGAUUAAAUUGGCAACAAUUGUCCUUUACCAUUUGGAUCCAAAGGUUCAUGAAGCACAUAGAGAAACAGCUGAUUCCUUCAGAGCCAUUCCAUGCCUAUGGGUCCCAGUCUGGCUGCCUUGUUGGACAAGAAG
This is a messenger RNA of Chelonia mydas (Green sea turtle), 3985 nucleotides long. Its product is annotated as zinc finger protein OZF. The record is from RefSeq and is a predicted model, not a curated record. Gene Ontology annotation, molecular function: RNA polymerase II cis-regulatory region sequence-specific DNA binding; DNA-binding transcription activator activity, RNA polymerase II-specific. Bases 797 to 2458 code for a protein of 553 amino acids. The transcript is spliced from 3 exons. NCBI's taxonomy places the organism in Eukaryota, Metazoa, Chordata, Testudines, Cheloniidae. Gene Ontology annotation, biological process: regulation of transcription by RNA polymerase II. Gene Ontology annotation, cellular component: nucleus.